GUUAAAUAUGAUCACUUGGAUCUCUUUGAGUUGGGCUUCUCAGAUAUCUUAAACCCAACAAUAUUUCUAGGUUUGAUACAAUGAAUAUAGUUAAUUGGUAGCCCGUAGCCUUGAAAGGCCCGAUCCAGCAAUUCCUCAUCAGAAAGUACUCAUCACAAAUCAAAUCGGAAAAGAAAGCAGUUGAAUUGGAAAAUGGGAGUUGCAGGAGAAUUCUCAAGAAUGAUUGACUAUACUCCCUACAACAGAGAAAGAACAACGAUGAAGGUUUAGGCAGCAAAUUAAUACAGAGCCAAACCAACACAACACUCCAUCAAAAAUCUUACUGCACAGUCUGUGUUUCACACUUCUCUCACUAUGCCGGACAACAGCAUUGCUAGCAAUACAUCGGAUUCUUCCUCUUCUUCGUCUUCUCCAACCGCAACUUUCAACAUCGCCGAUCACUUACCGCUUCGUCUCCUUCAAUCCGAGAUUAUCCCCCCGGCGCCUAACCGGACGGCGAUCGACUGGCUUCCCGACUUCGCUGGUUACGCCUGGAUCGCCUAUGGAGCGGCAUCUCUCCUUGUCGUCUCUCAUUUUCCCGACCCCAAUUCCAAGUCUGAAAUCCUAAUUGGUCCCAUUCUGCGCCAGGUCUUCGAGCUCGGUGGAUCUUCCUCCGGCGGUGGCGUCGUUUCCGCUGUGUGUUGGUCCCCUGUUUCGCCUUCCCUGGGUGACUUGGCUGCUGCAUUGGAUAACUGCAUUUGCCUCUUCGAAUGUAGUAAUAGUAAGUCCUGACAUUGUGAACCUGACCCACACUUUUAGAUUAUUAAAUGGUUGUUAUACAAUUUGGACACUUUUUGUUUUUCUUUUUCUUUUCCCUUCAACUGGAAGCAUUUGAGGCUUUUGAUGAUGUUGGGUGUUUGUUAGUAGUAAGAUUUGGGGCUUACGAUGAUGCAGUUACGGUAGGUAUGACGAAUUUAAUUCAUUCAUUGAUUCUUAAAAGUUGGAGUUCAGAGUGUCAUUAGCUAUUAUAAUGGUGGAACUUGAGAUUUUGACUGCUUUCAUUCUUUGAAUAUGUUUUAUCAAUGUUGAAAGAGAAGGAUAAUAUUGCCAGUGUACAUGUGGGUUUGUUAGGAACCAUAUUAGUUAGCUAGCAGAAGUUAAAAAGAAAAUUCUUACCAGGAUUUUGAUAACUUGGGUUUCAGCUCUAGCAAUUUGAUUUAUUUUUUAUUUUUUUUGGUUACUUCGAGAUUAAUGCUUUUUCAGAUGUUGGUGACCUGUCUAUUCGUGGAUGAAAAGACUUAACUGUAGCUGUGGGAAGAUUUGGAUGACCAUGUUAAACAGUAAUUGUUGGUAUAGGAAUCAGAAACCAAUGCAUAUACAUGCAAAAUCUUGCUUCUUUCGAAUGGUGGAAGGGAUUUGUCAUUAGGCAUUAGGGCAAUGGGGGAUGUUACGUAGUCAGGAAUUGGGAUCUGGUUCGUUUUUACUGAAAACAGAAAAUGAAUGGAAUUACUUCUAGAACCUUGCUUUCUGUAUACGAAGGAUUGGAAUGAGUGUGUGGCUUUAACGAAAUAGAAACAUGAUAAUAUACGAAACAGGGAUUUACCAGGAAUGAGACGACACACAUCUAUUGUAAAGAAGCUUUCUUUCUUUGAACAGAGGUUUGUAAGGAGGAUGCGGAUUUUGGAAAUGGCAAUGCAAGAAAUUGGGAUCUGGAUUUUCUUUCUUUUUUUUUCCUUGGUUACUUCUCGAAUUACUUUAUCUUGGCAACUAUUCAAGUGCAGUGCUUUACAUUCUUAUUGAAGAAACCAUCUCUGUCUUAAUCAAGCAUUUGACGCCUUAGUUUGAUUUUAAGUCACGGUGUCCAGUUUGUUUUUGUACUGAUUGCUUCAGUUUUGAUCUCCACCAUUGGAUGUUCUCUUUAGAGUGUGAGUAUAAACUCCUUUACUGAUAUUCAGGUUCUUUUUGUUGGAGCCAGAAUGCAACCCUUGUACAAUCUACCCAUGUAGAAGGGAUCAAAUGGACCACAUCAGGUGAUGGGAUCAUUGCAGGUGGGAUUGAGGUGGUUUUGUGGAAAAAGAGAGAAAAUUCUUGGGAAAGAGCUUGGAAAUUCAAGCCACCCGUGCCCCACAUUCUUAUAUCUUCCUGCUGGUCAAUUGAUGAACCUCUUGCAACAGCACCACGUGGUAAAUUUCCAUCUUUAGAAGAUUUUUCUUUUCCUUUGAGUGAGGCAUAUAAACAUGUUCUAGUGAGUUGUGGUAAUGGAGGAAAUUCCGAAUGUGCCCAAGCUGAGCUUCGGCAUCCGGCACCUGUUUCUAUGAUCCAGUGGAGGCCAUCAGCAACAGGAAGAUCACUUAUUGGGGUGAAAGGCAGACAAUUACGGAGGUUGGUGUUACUAACGAGCUGUAUUGAUGGUGCUGUAAGGUUAUGGAGUGAUAAUGAUGAUGGCAAGGUAAAAAAGACCGGCAAGGACACCAAUGAUCAUAAUAAAACACCGAGGUUGUCAUUUCGAGUUGUCGCUGUCGUUGAGGUAAACCAAACUCUGAAAGGAGCUUUAGGCUCUGAUGUGUAUGUAACGUGGGCUGGUGAAUUUGAUGGUAUUGGCACCCGUGAUUGUUCCUUAACCAAUUAUCAAUAUGAUAAGACUGGAUCAUGUGAAUGGUUGAUUGGGGUUGGUCCACAAUUGACGGUGACUUUCUGGUCUGUUCACUGUCUUGACGAUUUUGCUCCUGUGAGAUUCCCAAGGGUCACGUUAUCAAAGAAGCAAGAGCUGGUCGGUGAGGACGUGGAAUGGGGGGGAUUAUUGCUUGAGAAAGUUUUUGUCAGAAGGAACAGAGUGUUUAGCCCACCAAAUAUGUGUUCUUUGGUUGAGUUGUUACCGUGUAAUUCUCUAGCUUGGUUGCAGUUACAUUCUGAAGUAUCAUCGCCUGAAGCACAAGAGAAAGUGAAUUCAAAUUCUAAUUUUCAUAAGAAAGAUUCGUUAUCAUCCCAAACCUUAGGUAUCUUGGACAUUGACAGUCAUGCUGGAAAUAUUUUAAAGGUUGUACUUCAUCCUUGGGUUUUUGAAGUUGGGCUUGCUGCUUCAUUAGAUACAAAUGGGGUUAUCAUAUUUUGGUCACUUACAGCUGCUUGCAACAAUACUGCUGACUUUCCAACUUUGAAUCCAUCUUCAAAGUAUUCUGGGAGAAUAAAAUCUUCAGAUUCUUUUGACAAGUACACUUCUUUGGGUUGGACACCUGCUGUCUUAAGUGAAGACCGAGUUCUUGUCACGGGACAUGCUGGUGGUAUUGAUUGCUUUAUUGUAAGGGUUUUGGAAAGUGGAGAGAAAAUUGCAUACCAUAAUUUGUUUACAAUCCCCUUUGGCAGUGAAGACUUUGAUCAAGGGCCAACUACUCUUUGCUCAUUUCCUUUGCCAUCAACAUGUAACGGAACGUAUGUCUCCAAUAGCUUUAUUCUGGUAGCUAUAUGGGAGCACAGUUUUCGAGCGUAUUCAUGGAAGGUGACUGUCCAUCAUGAUUCAUCUGGAAACACAAUUGAUUGUUGUUGUGGUAUGAAAAACACUGCCAAGACAUUUGAGGGUGAUUUUUCUGGCAAGAGAUAUUAUAUUUCUGUUUAUCCUUUCUCAUCAGUAUUUCCCUCUGACAACAAAGUAUCUUGUUUUGCGGUUGUCCAACCCAGUAAUAAUUUUCUUUCAUCUGGAGUACAGGAAGGGAGUUCUGCUGAUGAAUCUUGUUACAGAAGUGCCCCAUAUCACAUUGUAACUGGGUGCAAUGACGGUAGGGUGAAACUGUGGCAAAGUGUGCCAGCUUUAUCUAGUUCUCCUUAUGCAGUAUGGAAUCUUGUUGGGGAGCUUGUUGCUCAUCAAGGUCCCAUCUUGGCAGUGUCGCCCACUGUCUGUGGCGGAAAGGUUGCAACAGUAUCAUUGUCAGCCGGUAGAUUUGGUACUACCCUUCACGUAUGGGAAUCAGUGUUCAUUGGCGGUGUUGAAGGCAAAUUUAUGUUGGAGGACACAUUAUCUUUUGAUUGCAAAGUUGUAACUUUGAAUUGGUUGGAUCUCGGCAAUGGUCUCUUAUUACUUGGUGUCUGCUUUCAAAAUGAGUUGAAAGUAUAUGCUCAAAAACACUGUUUAGAAGAGCCUGUUGAAGGAAAUAUUUGGGUUUGUAUUGCAGUAACUCGUACACAUGCCAUCAUUCGUGAUUUCUUUUGGGGACCAAACGCUACAAUUGGGGUUAUUAACCUUCACUAUUUCUGUCUGUUUACCCAUCUGUCUCUCUUUGAUAAUAAGAAUACACAAAUGCGUCCCCGAGAAAGUCACAAGGACGGUCCUUUUAUUUGCAAUGGUGCUUCCACAGAACAUUUGCCUCCUGGUGUGUUCUUCGAUUCUGAUAUACAUGAUGCUGAAAAACCUUCAAUGCAAGACUAUCCUAGGCAAUUCCAAGCCAGGACUCUGAUGAAUGUGAAUUCAAGAGGUGGCGUUUGGCAGAACUUUGAUUUCGAGAGCACUGGUUUUUGGAGCUUUUCAGGAGUAGCAGAAAUGCUUGGAGGACCCUUACCUGCCUUUCACCCAGAGGCACUUCUGCUAAACAUAGGCACAGGUAAUUGGAAGCGUGCAUAUGUGGCCGUGCAGCAUCUUAUUGGGAACCUAACGUCUGCUAAAACCUUCGAGAAAAGAUUUUGUUGUAGGAAGGAUAAUCAGUUCAUUUCACAAGUGUCCUUGUCAAAUUAUCUUGAAGGUGGUCAUGUCUCUUCUAAAUUGGGUGAAAAAUCAUCAUUUCAAUGGGUUGUAUCACCAGAUGAGAUUUCAUCACCGUCUUCUCAGUUUCAAAGAGAAGAAUCAUCUGCAUUUGCUUCAAGCUGGGCAUAUAGGGGUACAGAUAAUAAUGCAUUUCCUUCUUCUUCAGUCAGAUCUGAACAGCCUAGAGAUUUCAUUGAAGUGCUAGAUAAGUUUUAUGACUUUGCGGGUAUAAGCAACGAUGAGAAAAUGCAAAUCCAAGCUAUUAUUGACAUCCUCCAAGAACUUACUAGUGGACACACUGCCUCUGCUUAUGGAAGUCUUGAUGAAUCUGGUCGAAGGUUCUGGGUUGCAGUGAGGUUUCAACGGUUGUAUUUUACUAAAAGACAUGGCAGGUCACCAUUGGCCGGGGAGUUGGUUCUUUCUUCUAAAUUCAUUGGAUGGGCCUUUCACUCAGAUUGUCAAGAGAACUUGUUUGAUUCCCUUUUAUCUAAUGAACCAUCAUGGCAAGAAAUGCGUGACAUUGGCGUAGGGUUUUGGUACUCAAACACAAAUUUAUUGAGGGUGAAGAUGGAAAAAUUGGCCCGGCGACAAUAUUUGAAAACCAAAGAUCCGAGGGAUUGUGCGCUUCUUUACAUUGCAUUGAAUAGGAUUCAAGUUCUGGCUGGUCUUUUUAAAAUUAGCAAAGAUGAAAAAGACAAACCUUUGGUGGCUUUUCUUUCACGCAAUUUUCAGGAUGAAAAAAACAGGGCAGCUGCUUUGAAAAAUGCGUAUGUUUUAAUGGGGAAACAUCAGCUGGAGCUUGCUGCUGCUUUCUUUCUACUUGGGGGUGAUACAUAUUCCGCUGUGAACGUCUGUGCAAAAAACCUAGGGGAUGAACAACUGGGUCUAGUGAUUUGUCGUCUUGUUGAUGGGUUUGCAGGAGUGUUAGAGCAUAACCUUAUUUCAAAAAUUAUCCUUCCGUCAUCAAUUUCAAAAGGUGAUUUUUGGCUAGCGAGUAUGCUCGAGUGGAUACUUGGGAAUUAUCCAAAAGCGUACCUGAGAAUGCUAGGCUGCCAGAUGACUUUGACAAACAAAGAAUCAACUAUACCAUCUGGGCGAAAAUAUCUUUUGGACCCGAGUAUUGGCCAGCACUGCCUAAUGUUGGCAAACAAGACAAACAUGAAGAAUGCAGUGGGGGAACCAGAAGCGGGAAUUUUCAGUCGGUGGGCCAUGCUGAUGACCACUGUUGCACUUGGCAGAUCUGGGAUGCCCCUUGAAGCCUUGGAGUGCCUUUCAUCUUUUCUCAAUGCUUUCGGUGCUGCAAAUCAAGUAACAGUAUCUGAAAGUGGACAUGUCGAACUUUUGCAUGAAGUUUUGAAGUUAUCUCCUCAUGGGAAGUCUUCAAAUUGGAUUUCUAGUGAUUUCGCUAAGCAUAAAGAGCUACAGGCUAAAUCUGAAUUUGCCAUGAACUACGUGUCACAAUUGUUGAAGGAACACCCUAGUUGGAGGCACAUUAAUACAGUAUGUUUUGGUAGAUCUACAUACAUGGAGCCUGAGAAUGACGAAUACAAAAGGUUGGUCAAUGAGUUUAUUGAUAAAGUAACCGUAACGCUGACAUACUUCCAGCAGAAAUUUACUCUGGACACUUUUGAUUUGAUCAACAAGAUCAUGCUAUUCUUGAAUAGCAAUGGCCUUCAAUUUGUUGGGUACCACAUGUUAGUUACAUGCAUAUCCAGAUGUGUUUCAUCAAUGGAAGACUAUAAAUGUGAAGGUUUUAUUCCAUAUGGUAUCCUUCCCAGAUUAAGAUCGAGGGCUUUCCGAGAAACUUCCAUAGUUUCACGAUAUAUCGUUUCUAGUGUUGUAGCAUGCCCUCGCUCAACAUCUUGGUACAAAAAGAAUAUGGCAGCUACCAAAAGACAAUAUCAGGGACCUGGAGCAUCUGAGGUUUACCAGUGUGAUUUGCUGCAGUCAUUAUGGUCUCUAAGAGCCUCAGUAAAGGUUUUUUCCGGUUCUCUUGCAGAAGAUUUCUUGUACGUAAUAUUUGGGGUUCUUGAUGUAGCAGAAUACUUUGUAUAUUUUACAUCGGCCUGGAACCAAAUCAACUUAAGAGGCCUUGCUUUGAUCACAAAACCUCUUUUACUUAGAUACACUGAAGGACGAUAUUCUCCUAAUGAUAUCAUAAAGGACUUGAAAGAUAUUCUUUAUGAGGUUAGGAAGAUUGUGGUAGAUGAUAUUUUCUUCAAGAGUGUACAGGCAUUUGAAUUAGAUGAAAAGAUGCUACAUAACCUUCCAGGAGAUUAUAUGACGAAAUUACCAGAAGAAGAGAGAUGGUUGGUUAUAUGCUGUUCUCUUUGGGGCCAAGUAUUGAGUUUUCUCGAACCUAUGAUAAAAUUGUUGGGGGAAAAAAUGGAAGAGGGCUGUAGUGUUAUAUCUUCAGGAGAAAUGGGAGCAGAGAGUGAUAUACAGUUGCGUACAGUACUCUUACCUUUCUCUAAGCUCAUAGAUGUUACAUGCGGACAUAUUUCUGUUUAUUGUGCAAAACAGUUAGUAUCAAACCUGCUGCUGAAAGGAGAUGCAGGGGUUGUGACUAUUGUUUUAAGCUCAGAUGAUAGUCAUACUGAUCCUUCUUCCCCAUCGGACUAUUCUAGGCAAAGAUUUGAGCAAAAUAUGCUAAAGAAUGAAACCGAAGAGAGAGCUUCUAAUAUUUUCUGGCGUAUCUGUUCUGAUCCAAAAACAAUUCCUGGUUUUAUUGAAGAAAACUUGAAAUGGUUUGAAUGUCUUAAACACAAGUCCUCCCGAGUUUGGGGUGAGGUGUAUACAAGUAUCCUGAACAACUGUGACGGUGGGGAAAAUGGUCAAGAAGAAGAUAGAAUAAAAGAUGCUGGAUCACCUAUUGCGUGUCUUACCCCGAAUGAUCAUCCUUUUCUAAGUUCUGGAGGAGAUGACACAAAAAAGGUCGUUCCCUUUGAUAGCCCCAGAGAAAUAUAUAAAAGAACUGGAGAGCUUUUGGAGGCCUUGUGCAUCAACUCCAUUGAUCAGCAUCAAGCUGCCCUUGCCACAAGCAGGAAGGGAAUAAUAUACUUUCACUGGGAGGAUGGGCUACUUGGUCAAGAUGGAUCUGAAUAUAUCUGGGCAGAUGCUGACUGGCCACACAAUGGGUGGGCUGGAUCUGAAUCAACACCUGUUCCAACUUGUGUAUAUCCCGGAGUUGGUCUUGGAAGCAGGAAGGGAACACAUUUAGGUCUGGGUGGAGCAACUGUUGGUGCAGGUCUUUCAAUGAGACCGGCUAGAGAGCAAAGGAAUUCUGUAAUAUCUGGCUAUUCCGGCAUGGGUGUGUCCAGCUUCGGUUGGGGGAUACAGGAAGAUUUUGAACAGUUCGCUGACCCAAUUCCGACUAUUGGGAGCGUGAGCUCUAGUUCAUUCUCGGCUCAUCCUUCAAUGCCACUAUUCUUGGUUGGUUCCAGUAAUACUCAUGUGUACUUAUGGGAGUUUGGUAAGGACAGAGCAACUGCUACUUAUGGCGUGCUCCCUGCUGCAAAUGUUCCUCCUCCAUAUGCGCUUGCAUCCAUAUCAGCAGUAAGGUUUGACAAGUGUGGACACAGAUUCGUGACUGGUGCAUUGGAUGGAACCAUUUGCACAUGGCAGCUGGAAGUUGGAGGAAGGAGCAAUGUGGGACCCACAGAAUCUGCCGUCUGCUUUGACAAUCACACAUUGGAUGUCACUUAUGUUACUCCUAGUGGGUCAAUCAUCGCAGCUGCGGGAUACAGCUCAACUGGCAUUAAUGUGGUUAUCUGGGAUACACUUGCCCCUAAUGCCACUUCAAGGGCGUCCAUUAUGUGUCAUGAAGGUGGUACACGCUCUCUUUCUGUGUUUGAUAAUAAUCUUGGAAGUGGUUCUGUUUCUCCCCUUAUUGCCACUGGUGGAAAAGCUGGCGAUGUUGGACUUCAUGACUUCCGCUACAUAGCUACAGGAAGGACAAAAAAGCACAAGCACAACGAUAUUAGUGAGCCACAUGGUAAUUUGUCCACAACAGUGGAAAUGCAGACCAAAACAGGGGAUCAGAAUCGAAAUGGGAUGCUGUGGUAUAUACCCAAGGCUCAUACAGGUAGUGUUACCAAAGUGUGCACCAUUCCGAAUACCAGUUUUUUCUUGACAGGCAGUAAAGACGGAGAUGUAAAACUCUGGGACGCAAAGAGAGCCAGAUUAAUAUUUCAUUGGCCGAGGCUGCAUGAAAGACACACUUUCUUGCAACCAAGCUCCCGUGGUUUUGGGGGAGUAGUUCGGGCGGGUGUUACUGAUAUUCAGGCAUGUUCUCAUGGUUUCCUCACAUGUGGCGGAGAUGGUACUGUGAGGCUGAUUCAACUCAAAGAUGGCUUCCACUUGUGAAUGAGAGGCAUGUGAGAUGGUGAGAGUGGAGAGGCAUAGCGGAAUUUGGGCGGUGAUAAUGUCCUUUUUGCCAGUGAAAUGUUGGAAGCAUCAUGGAUGAAGAUGGGGCUGGGCUGUUGAAGACAGUUGUGAAUCAUAUCAGAUUAGUGAAAGUUGGGGGGAAGAUUGAGCUCUACAUUUCCUUAGUUGGGUUUUCAUUGAUUUGGGGUGCGGAUACAUAUGUGCAUACAUAGGUAUGAUUACUUACAGAUAUUGUUUAAUCAUCUGCUACAUAAUAGAGUUCUGGAGGAAUCUAGUUUUUGUAUUGUCUAGGCGUUUUUAUGUAUUGUGCUCAUUCAUUAUUGAUUGAUUGAUGACUGGUGCUCAUUUUUAUAAGGAAUGUAUAUAACAUACUCUCCAUCACCA
This is a messenger RNA of Oldenlandia corymbosa var. corymbosa, 9481 nucleotides long. The record is from the annotation of a GenBank genome assembly. Lineage: Eukaryota; Viridiplantae; Streptophyta; Magnoliopsida; Gentianales; Rubiaceae.